Messenger RNA from Auxenochlorella protothecoides, 609 nucleotides. RefSeq names its product Splicing factor U2af small subunit A. The record is from RefSeq and is a predicted model, not a curated record. Lineage: Eukaryota; Viridiplantae; Chlorophyta; Trebouxiophyceae; Chlorellales; Chlorellaceae. Gene Ontology annotation, biological process: mRNA splicing, via spliceosome. Gene Ontology annotation, cellular component: spliceosomal complex; U2AF complex. Gene Ontology annotation, molecular function: metal ion binding; pre-mRNA 3'-splice site binding. The transcript has 3 exons. Bases 1 to 609 code for a protein of 202 amino acids.
AUGGCGGAACAUCUUGCGAGCAUCUUUGGGACUGAGAAGGAUCGUGUGAAUUGCCCCUUUUAUUUCAAGAUUGGGGCAUGUCGUCACGGAGACCGGUGCUCCCGCCUGCACAAUCGCCCGACCAUCAGCCCCACGCUGCUACUCCAGAACAUGUAUCAGAACCCCAUCCUGAACGCUCCCCUGGGCGCGGAUGGCUUGCCCCUCCCCGUCGACCCCAAGAAGGUCCAGGAGUUCUUCGAGGACUUUUACGAGGACAUCUUUGAGGAGCUGGCCAAGGCCGGGGAGAUUGAGUACCUGAAUGUGUGCGACAACCUGGCAGACCACAUGGUGGGCAACUGCUACGUCAAGUUCAGGGACGAGGAGGCCGCGGCGCGCGCCCUCCAGCUCUUCCAGGCCCGCUUCUACGCCGGGAAGCCCAUCGUGGCCGAAUUCUCGCCCGUCACCGACUUCCGGGAGGCCACCUGCCGGCAGUACGAGGAGGGUACCUGCGGCCGGGGCGGGUACUGCAACUUCAUGCACGUCCGCCCCGUGUCCAAGCAGCUGCGCAAGCAGCUCUUCGGGCGCUACAGGGACGGCACGGGCGGCUCCACCAAGUUCCACGACAAGUGA